Molecule: messenger RNA, 474 nt
Organism: Eurypyga helias (sunbittern)
Lineage: Eukaryota; Metazoa; Chordata; Aves; Eurypygiformes; Eurypygidae
Gene: LDAF1
Product: transmembrane protein 159
Exons: 4
Coding region: 1-474 (157 amino acids)
Source: RefSeq, a predicted model, not a curated record
AUGUCUAAAGAAAUGCAAGAACUGCAGAAGCAAUGGCACUUCGUGGUGCAGUUCAUCCACAGCAACUCAAAUGUUGUUGCAUUUAUGAAUUCUCCACUUGGCCAAUAUUUAGAUGACCAUCCUUUUGUUGCCUUAUCACUCCUGAUGUUUAUUGCAGUGUCUGCUAUUCCCAUUGCAGUUUUCCUGAUCUUUGUUGUUACACCAGCCAUAAUGGCUUGUAUUGGUGUGAUAGUUAUGGAAGGUAUUGUAAUAGCCAUAGGUGGUAUAUGCCUCCUUUGUGUGCUCUGUGGCCUGGGUGCGCUUUCACUGGGAGUUUCUGGAGUACUGAGCGUGUGUUACGUCAUUCUUUCAACUCUGAUCAACUACUGGUACACUUCAAGAGGUCAGAUAGAGAAGCAAGAAAUUAAUGGAAGCUUGCCACAGAAGACUCCUCCUGUCUUGGAUCUUUCUGCCAAUAAUGGAAAGAACGAAUAA